AUGACAGUCCAAAAUGUUUCACAACUUGAGCAGGAAAAACAAAAGACAGCUAUGAAAGAAAUUAAAAUGGAUAAGUUUGAAGGAAAGAAAAAAAUUGAAGAAGAUAAUAUAGUGAAGGUCAAGAUGAGCAAUAAUAAGUCAAAGCUAGUGGAAAACUGUGAAAAAGAUCAAAUAAAACAAAAAGCUGUAGCAGCAGAAAAUUAUGAAAGUUUGAGUACAUUAACUGCCACAACAGAAAGUACAAUUGUCACAAAAAAAAUGGAACCAGAGUUAGAGAAGACUAUUGAAAAGCCAGCAAUAGCAACGGAAUUAAUAACAUUAAAAAUGAAAGAUAUCCCUAACAAUGAUAUGAAGAAGAUUAUUGAUAAGAAAAAGAAUGAAAUUAAAAGUGAUGGAAAGGAAAUCAAGAAGGAAAUGACACAAAAAUAA
This is a messenger RNA of Brugia malayi, 429 nucleotides long. RefSeq lists its product as uncharacterized. The transcript has 3 exons. NCBI's taxonomy places the organism in Eukaryota, Metazoa, Nematoda, Chromadorea, Rhabditida, Onchocercidae. The coding region runs from base 1 to 429 and encodes 142 amino acids. The record is from RefSeq and is a predicted model, not a curated record.